Messenger RNA from Oncorhynchus kisutch (coho salmon), 3345 nucleotides. Its product is annotated as serine protease 23. Lineage: Eukaryota; Metazoa; Chordata; Actinopteri; Salmoniformes; Salmonidae. The coding region runs from base 314 to 1513 and encodes 399 amino acids. The record is from RefSeq and is a predicted model, not a curated record. Gene Ontology annotation, biological process: proteolysis. Gene Ontology annotation, molecular function: serine-type endopeptidase activity. The transcript has 2 exons.
ACCGGACCGGUUAUAGCAGAGGCAGUAGCUUUCGCUGGUGGUCAUUAAAUUAAACUCUAGUUAGUAUCCAGAGCGCCUUUCCCAAUGGAGGAGCGUCUACAGCGGACCGGUUGCCUUCGGAAAUCUUUUGAGAGAAUACAUAUUUUUCAUUGGACCUCCUCUCUCCCGAUGUAAGGAUCUACUUUUUGAAAGGACUAGUUUAACUUCCACACCUUCGCAGCACCCGCGUUAUCGCACCGAUACCCCUCUGAUGUCCGCCCGGUAGCAGCAACAACCGCAGCUUCCCCAGACACCCAUCGCGUGCCACUUGCCAAUGCAAACCAAGCAUAAGUGGGGAGAAGCGCUCCGUAGGUCUCCCUCCUCCAUGGCCUCUUUUCCCUCCAUCCCAUCCCCCCUUCCCCUCCUCUCCCUCUUCCUCCUCCUCUCCAUCCCUCCAGUGGCUCCUAUCCAGCCCCAAUGGCCCCUGCAACGCGUGCCUGUGGUCUUACCCCAGGUGACAGAGGACCGACCCGCCCCUCACUUCCAGGCUGACGCCCGAUUGGACGUCACCUCCCCAUGUGACCCAGAAUGCCACAAGAAGGCUCUUCCCCCCAGCUACUGGGACCUGCGUAGCAUCCUGUCAUACGAGACACUCCAUAGCAACGGUCGCCUCACCGAAACCGCCGUGGGGAUCUACGGGUACACCGCCCGCACCCAGACCACGCCGGCACUGCCUUCCCGACGCAAACGUCAGAUCUUUGGCCAUGACGGGCGUUUCAGCAUUGUAGGGCAAGACUUCCUGUUGAACUACCCAUUCUCGGCAGCGGUCAAGCUGUCCACCGGGUGUUCCGGAACACUGGUGGGCGACCGGCACGUUCUGACCGCCGCCCACUGCGUCCACGACGGGAAGAACUACGUGAAAGGGGCGCAAAAGCUCCGGGUGGGUUUCCUGAAGCCAAAGCAGCGUGACUCUCCCAAUCCGGCCUCUGCCACCAAUGCAUCCAACACCCAUCCAUCACCCCCAGAUAAGAUGAAGUUCCAGUGGAUUCGUGCCAAGCGCACCCACGUGCCCAAAGGCUGGAUCAAGGGCAACGGCAACGACAUCGGAAUGGACUACGACUACGCCUUGUUAGAGCUCAAGAAGGCCCAUAAACGGCGCCACAUGAAGCUGGGCGUCUCCCCGCCGGCGAAGCAGCUGCCCGGGCGCAGGGUCCAAUUCUCCGGCUAUGACAACGACCGGCCGGGCCAGCUGGUCUACCGGUUCUGCCGGGCUGGAGAGGAGACGCCAGACCUGCUCUACCAGCACUGUGACGCCCAGCCCGGGGCCAGCGGCUCGGGGAUCUACGCUCGUAUGUGGGACCGGAGGAGGCGGCGCUGGGAGAGGAAGGUGAUCGGGGUGUUCUCAGGGCACCAGUGGGUGGAUCGAGACGGGGCGUCGCAAGAGUUUAACGUGGCGGUGAGGGUGACGCCUCUGAAAUACGCCCAGAUCUGCUACUGGAUCAAAGGAAACUAUGUAGACUGCCGAGAAGGAUGAGGAAGAAGUGGACAUGUCAUGCACAUACUGUACACACACACACAGAGGAUUGAUGGAGGACAAAGGGGGUCUUCACUUCCCUUGCUGAGGAAGUUGACAAGUGGACACGUCAUUCACACACAUGCAGAACACACUUCAUCAUGCAUUAAUACUGUUUCAUUACUAAUACAUACCAUCCUUCUGCAUGCAGAGACAUCCCUCCCAACACACAACUAGAACGACUCACAUUUACAUCCAGGAAGUCCUACUGUACAUACAUACAUCCUCACUAACCUUUUCCAUCGUACAUUAGAUCAAAUGUAAAACAUGUAUCCGUGCCCUUCUUACUGCAUGAUCAACACUGUGCUUUGAAACACAACUGAAAGGUGUUAUGACUGAGCUUCAGAAGAUGGCUUUGACCAGGGACUCCCUGUACUUUAGAAGAUGGCUUUGACCAGGGAUUCCCUGGACUUCAGAAGAUGGCUUUGACCAGGGACUCCCUGUACUUUAGAAGAUGUCUUUGACCAGGGACUCCCUGUACUUUAGAAGAUGGCUUUGACCAGGGAUUCCCUGUACUUUAGAAGAUGGCUUUGACCAGGGAUUCCCUGUACUUUAGAAGAUGGCUUUGACCAGGGACUCCCUGUACUUUAGAAGAUGGCUUUGACCAGGGAUUCCCUGUACUUUAGAAGAUGGCUUUGACCAGGGAUUCCCUGUACUUUAGAAGAUGGCUUUGACCAGGGACUCCCUGUACUUUAGAAGAUGUCUUUGACCAGGGACUCCCUGUACUUUAGAAGAUGGCUUUGACCAGGGAUUCCCUGUACUUUAGAAGAUGGCUUUGACCAGGGACUCCCUGUACUUUAGAAGAUGUCUUUGACCAGGGACUCCCUGGACCAGCGUGUUAUGACUGAGCUUCAGAAGAUGUCUUUGACCAGGGACUCCCUAUACUUUAGAAGAUGGCUUUGACCAGGGACUCCCUGUACUUUAGAAGAUGGCUUUGACCAGGGACUCCCUGUACUUUAGAAGAUGGCUUUGACCAGGGACUCCCUGUACUUUAGAAGAUGGCUUUGACCAGGGAUUCCCUGGACUUUAGAAGAUGGCUUUGACCAGGGACUCCCUGUACUUUAGAAGAUGGCUUUGACCAGGGACUCCCUGUACUCUAGAAGAUGACUUGGACCAGGGACUCCCUGGACUUUAGAAGAUGACUUGGACCAGGGACUCCCUGGACCAGCGUGUUAUGACUGAGCUUUAGAAGAUGGCUUUGACCAGGGACUCCCUGUACUUUAGAAGAUGGCUUUGACCAGGGACUCCCUGUACUUUAGAAGAUGGCUUUGACCAGGGACUCCCUGGACCAGCGUGUUAUGAUGGUGAAGAGAACAUUUAAUGCACUGAAAGAAAGGAUGAAAUAGGAGGAACAAGAAGAUGUGUAAGAGAUUGGUGGAGAGACAGAUGCAGUUUCACUGCUAAUUCUAUAGAUUGUCAGAGCUCUGUUGGGACAACUUUUUCUUCUUCUGUUAUUGCCAAUGAAUGUAACCCUGUCAUCAACCAAAGGUGCUACCCUGCUCUUAAAAAAUGUCAACUCAAGGUAUAGACUGUCACAGUACAAACAGUUGGUGUUUCAAAUGGACCCAAGUAAAAUAUCCAUAGCUCCCUCUGCUGGGCCAAAUACAACACUACUACAGGCCACUUUGAUGACAGCAGAGUGUUGACUCUGGAACACUGACCCUCAACUACUCAUGAUAUGCACUUUGUCAAACCUUAUGGGUGAGCUAUUUUUCUGUUUCAAAAACAAUUGUGCAGCAAUAUAUAUAUAUAUAUCAACUUUAUAAUGCUUUGGAAUAAAAUGCAUAAUGCAG